CCGGUUUCCGAGGGACGCAAUGACGUAAUGACGUAUAGGCAGGGUCUUUGUACGUCAGGUACGCCCAUUUGCCCUUUGUAGACACGCCCCUUUCAGCUGCAAUGAGAGCAACGUCCUGAUCUGACAGCGGAAAAACGGCUUGCCGAGGCAUUCUGCUGAAUUGCACGGUGCCAUUUCAGCAUUAAGCAGUGAAGAUGUCGCGGGCUAAACAGAUCCGAGUGCUAGUCCUCAAUGACAGGGAGAACCUGGACAGGACCCUGUUCCGUUUGGAACAAGGUUUUGGGUUGCACUUUCAACUGGGGCCGACUCUUCAGGGGAAGCAGGUCCACGUUCACGUCAACUACCCGGCCGAGGGAGAGCGUUUCGACCGCCACAGAUUCCGCACCCUCGAGUGGGUGAAUCCCACCGGCAGAGAGGACGACUCGGACAAGUUCUGUGCCCUCAAGAUGCACAUCGCCGGCUCUUACCAGUAUUACUUCGGCCAUGGCGAUGAGGAGAAGGUUGGAGGCGGAUAUGUGGUGGUGGAUCCGAUGCUCCGCGUCGGUGCUGAUAAUCACGUCUUACCUUUAGACUGCAUCAGCAUCCAGACGUAUCUGGCUAAAUGUCUCGGCCCUCUGGAUGAAUGGCUCGACCGGCUCAGGGUGGCCAAAGAGUCGGGUUAUAACAUGAUCCACUUCACACCGCUGCAGAUGCUGGGCGAGUCGCGCUCCUGCUACUCUCUGGCGGAUCAGCUGAAGCUGAACCCCGACUUCUCUCCUCCGGGCAAGAGCUACAACUGGAGCGACGUAGGCAACCUGGUGGAGAAGAUGAAGAACGAGUGGAACAUGCUUUGCAUUACUGAUGUUGUUUACAACCAUACAGCUGCGAGCAGUGUGUGGAUCCAGGAACACCCCGAGUGUGGCUAUAACCUGGUGAACUCACCCCACCUGAGGCCUGCGUGGGUGCUGGACAGAGCGCUGUGGCACAUCACCUGCGACAUCGCUGACGGGAAAUACACCGAGCGUGGAAUCCCAGCCCUCAUACGCAAUGAACAACACCUCAGUGCCAUCCGUGGGAUCUUCCAGCAGGAUGUGUUUCCUGAGAUUAAACUGUGGGAGUUCUUCCAGGUCAAAGUUGAGCCAAUAGUGGAGCAGUUCAGGACUUUACUCCAAACUGGGGCCAAACCUGACAGAAGCAAAAUGGACAGCAAGAAGCAGUUCAGGAUCAUCCAGGACCCUCAGUACAGACGCUUCAGGAGCUCAGUGGACUUAAAUUUAGCCCUGGAGCUCUUUGUGCCCAACGGGAACAGUCCAGGAGCCAUAGAGGACUGCUGUAACUGGUUCAGGAAGAAGCUGGAGGAGCUGAAUGGAGAACAGUAUCGAGAAAUCAGCUAUCAUCAGGAGCAGGCUGUCAGCUGUUCCAUCGGAACCGUGUCUUAUGAGCGCCUGGCAGACCACGGCCCCAAACUCGGCCCUGUCACCAGAAAACAUCCACUGGUUACAAGGUAUUUCACGUUCCCAUUUGAGGCUCUAUCUCUGGAGCAGGACCUUCUGCUCAUGGACCAGCCGGACAAAGCGUGUCACUUCCUGGCCCACAAUGGCUGGGUGAUGGGCGACGAUCCACUGAGGAACUUUGCAGAACCAGGCUCUAACGUGUACAUCAGGCGAGAGCUGAUCUGUUGGGGAGACAGUGUGAAGCUUCGAUACGGCAGUAAGCCUGAGGACUGUCCAUAUCUGUGGGCUCACAUGCAGAAAUACACAGAGAUCACGGCUACAUACUUCACCGGAGUCCGUCUCGACAACUGCCACUCCACACCGCUACACGUAGCCGAGUUCAUGUUGGCUGCAGCACGCUCCAUCAGACCCGACCUGUACGUGGUGGCUGAGCUCUUCACAGGCAGCGAGGAGCUCGACAAUGUGUUUGUCACUAGACUAGGCAUCUCCUCCCUUAUCAGAGAGGCGAUGAGUGCCGGAGACAGUCACGAGGAGGGGAGAUUGGUGUACCGUUAUGGUGGAGAGCCUGUAGGAGCCUUCUUGCAGCCGAGCCUCCGUCCUCUGGUGCCCAGCAUCGCCCACGCCAUGUUCCUGGACAUCACACACGACAACGAAUGCCCCAUCCAGAUCCGCUCUGCGUUCGACUCCUUGCCUAGCUCUGCUAUCGUCUCUAUGGCCUGCUGUGCCACAGGCAGCACUCGAGGCUAUGACGAGCUCGUACCUCAUCAGAUCUCAGUGGUGUCCGAGGAGCGCUUUUAUCAGAAGUGGAACCUGCAGGCCAAGCAGCCCAGACCCGGGGAGGUCAGUCUACAGACGGGCAUCAUCGCCGGCAAACUGGCUCUGAACCGCCUGCACCAGGAGCUCGCAGCUAACGGCUUCAACCAGGUGUUUGUGGAUCAGGUGGAUGAAGACAUUGUUGCUGUGACUCGUCACUCUCCGAGUUCACACCAGUCUGUCGUGGCUGUGUGUCGCACCGCCUUCCGCAACCCCAAACACCACCAAUACUCAGUCGAGGUUCCACCCAUGUUCAUCCCAGGUAAGAUAGAGGAGGUGGUGUUGGAGGCCCGUACAGUAGAGACUCAGGCCGGUUUUUACGAAAAAGAUGAGAAGAGCAUUAACGGCCUGCCUGAGUUCACAGUGGAGAUUAAAGAGCACAUCCAGCUGAAGGACAGCGGUGUGGUGAAGCAGGCCGGAGUGACGUCACGAGGCCGCAGCGAGUUUGUGCAGGAGAUUGUGUUCAAGCGUCUCACACCCGGCAGCGUCAUCGCUUUCAGAGUGAGUUUGGAUCCAAAGGCGCAGGAGCUUGUGGGGUUUUUGAGGAGUCACCUUGUUCAGUUUAACCCUGAGUACAAAGCAGGAAGUGUGCUGGACGAGAACGCUCCACUCAUACUGAAGACCCCACUGAGCCAGUUCGUGGAUAAACUGACUCUGGCUGAUCUGAAUGUGCUGUUGUUCCGCUGUGAUGAGGAGGAGAAGGAGGACGGAGGUGGCUGUUAUAACAUCCCUGGAUGGACAACUCUCAAGUAUGGUGGCCUGCAAGGCCUGAUUUCAGUGAUGGCUGACAUCAGACCUAAGAAUGACCUGGGCCACCCCUUCUGUGAUAACCUGAGGCAGGGAGACUGGAUGAUCGACUAUGUCAGUAACCGACUUUUGUCUCGCAGAGGAGCAAUCAGAGAGGUGGGUCAGUGGUUCGAGGCCAUGUUUGGCUACCUGAAACACAUCCCUCGCUACCUCAUCCCCUGCUACUUCGACGCCAUCCUGGUCGGAGCGUACACCAAAGCCCUAGACGCUGCCUUCAAACAGAUGUCACUCUUUGUGCAGGAUGGUUCAUCCUUCGUACGUUUGCUGGCCCUGGGUUCACUGCAGAUGUGUGGUGUGGGUCGUGUUCCUGCUCUUGCACCACUCUCUCCUGCACUGCACGAUGUCCCACGACGCACCAGUGAGAUCACCAAGCAGGAAGAACAGUACUGCGUCUCCAUGGCAGCAGGCUUGCCUCAUUUCUCCUCUGGAAUUUUCCGCUGCUGGGGCAGAGACACGUUCAUCGCCCUGCGGGGUCUCAUGCUGCUCACUGGUCGUCACCUGGAGGCCAGGAACAUCAUCCUGUCCUUUGCUGGCACUCUGAGGCACGGUCUGAUCCCCAACCUGCUCGGGGAGGGCGUAGCUGCAAGAUAUAACUGCCGUGACGCCGUGUGGUGGUGGCUGCAGUGUAUUCAGGAUUACUGCACCAUCGUGCCUGAUGGAGUGGCUAUCCUUCAGUGCCCUGUCUCCAGGAUGUACCCUACAGACGACGCCUUGCCUCAGGCACCAGGCAAUGUGGAUCAGCCUCUGUGUGACGUGAUUCAUGAAGCUCUCCAGCGCCACAUGCAGAGCAUAGAGUUUAGAGAGAGGAACGCUGGACCACAGAUCGAUCGCAACAUGAGAGACGAAGGAUUCAACAUUGUGGCCAAGGUGAAUCCAGACACGGGCUUUGUGUACGGAGGAAAUCGCUUCAACUGCGGCACGUGGAUGGAUAAGAUGGGCGAAAGUGACCGAGCUCGCAAUAAAGGGAUUCCUGCUACACCCAGGGACGGCUCAGCUGUGGAGAUCGUGGGUUUGUGUAAAUCAGCUGUGCGCUGGCUGGUGGAGCUCCAUAAGUGGGGUCUGUUCCCUUAUAGCACCAUGACCAUCCACAGAGACGGUAAACAACUCACAGUGUCCUACGAAGAGUGGAACAGAAAGAUCCAGGACAACUUUGAGAAAAUGUUCUACGUGUCUCAUGACCCCGACGACCCCAAUGAGAAACAUCCUGAGCUGGUCCAUAAGAGGGGGAUUUAUAAAGACAGCUGUGGAGCCUCAAGCCCAUGGUGCGACUACCAGCUCAGACCCAACUUCCCCAUCGCCAUGGUGGUGGCCCCCGAGUUGUUCACGGUGGAGAGGGCUUGGGAAGCUCUGAGCAUCGCUGAAGAAAAGCUGCUCGGACCACUGGGAAUGAAGACACUAGAUCCAGACGACAUGGUGUACUGUGGUGUUUACGACAACUCGCUCGACAAUGACAACUACAACGUAGCCAAAGGUUUCAACUACCACCAAGGCCCUGAAUGGCUUUGGCCAGUUGGCUAUUUCCUACGUGCCAAGUUAUAUUUCGCCAAGAAGCUUGGAAAGGAAACCUACGACAAGACGGUAUUUCUGGUGAAGAAUGUUCUCUCUCUCCAUUAUGUUCAUUUGGAAAGGUCCCCAUGGAGGGGUCUGCCAGAGCUGACGAAUGAAAACGGUCAGUACUGUGCAUUCAGCUGCGAGACUCAAGCCUGGUCCAUCGCCACGGUUCUGGAGGUCCUUCACGACCUUUAACCUUUCAGAGGCUUUUCAAAGGCUCAAGUCUUCCAGAAUAUUUUCCUAGCUUCUCGGAGCCAGCAGAAAUGUUAUACGACCGUGAAUGCACACUGUGCGGUACGAAAAUGAGCCAGUAUUUUUAACAAUGUCUGACCCUCAUUUUAACCUCCAUCUCAUUUCCCAAAUAACACAAUAUCCCUCGAGAGUCCCUUAAAUACAGAAUUAAAGUAGAUCUUUCUCUAAUGGGUCUGAAUUCAAGGCUGUAGGUCCUGGUGCUGUGUCUAUAACUGUGUGUUACUGUAUGCUAGCAUGCUAGCGUCUGAUGUAUUGUCAUUAGUUUACAUAGUCUGUGAACUGCUGUUGUGUGUUUUUGUCUUAUAUGUGAAAAGAAAUGAGAGCGUUUAAAGAUUUUCAUGUCGUAGAAUCAUGUUGUGGUUCAGGUAUACAGCAUCAUGAGAAACAGUUCAGAAAAACUAGUAAAAGAAAUAAAUCCCUGUCUAAGCGA
Messenger RNA from Pangasianodon hypophthalmus (striped catfish), 5286 nucleotides. RefSeq names its product amylo-alpha-1, 6-glucosidase, 4-alpha-glucanotransferase a (gene agla). Lineage: Eukaryota; Metazoa; Chordata; Actinopteri; Siluriformes; Pangasiidae. Gene Ontology annotation, biological process: glycogen biosynthetic process; glycogen catabolic process. The coding region runs from base 195 to 4799 and encodes 1534 amino acids. The transcript is spliced from 34 exons. The record is from RefSeq and is a predicted model, not a curated record. Gene Ontology annotation, molecular function: 4-alpha-glucanotransferase activity; amylo-alpha-1,6-glucosidase activity.